UCCCGACAGGAGCACCGACAUGCAACCGCUGCACUGACGCUCUGCCACGGCCUCCGCUCCGGGCUACCGCCGCUAUACACCGGAAAAUAACUCCGUUAUCUGGGGGGAUUUCUCUCCUGAAUUACCUGUGGAGAGGAAAUGGCAGACCUGGAGCAGGACGAGCAGCAGGAGCAGACGGAGCAGAGCCCCGCGCUGGACUCACCGCUGCCCGGCCCGACUCAGACCGGGAGAGCAGUGUCUAUAGCCCGGCUGCUGCACCAUGAGUGCGGGCUUUUGCUGCAGCUCUACAAGGAGAAGGAGUCCUUCCUGUCGAGCUACUCCCCUGACGGAGGACGCAUGGUGUCUCCGUCCCCAGUCCCGCAGGAGGAGGCGAGCGGAGAGCAGCAGGUGGAGCGGCUGCACGCCGCUCUGCGACAGUGCCUGGGCCUCCUUCACAGUGUCCUCCUGAAGGAAGAGGAGGAGUGGGGGGAGCAAGAGGAAGACUAUGAGACCCUGAAGAAGAAUGUGCGCCACCGUCUGGAGCACCUGCUGCUCAGCACAAGAGGACUGCUGGAGGGCCCAGACACCACCCUGGAGGUCACCCCGGACCACCAGGGCACCGAGGAGCCUGACGGAGCGGGGGGGCUGUUUGGUCUGAAGGUGUGGACGUACCGGGUCCUGCUGGAGCUGCAUCACUGGGCGGACCACGCUGCAGAGACUCUGCACGUCUUCCACACGGAGAGGGGGGGUGCAGCAGACCUCUGAGCCGCAGCUACAUGAAGGACCAACAGCUGUAACUCCUGUCACCUGUAACCCUUACACACAGAGAGGGGGGGGGGGCGUAGACCUCUGAGCUGCUGCAACAACAACAAGGACUAACUCCUGUAACCUCCUCUAACCCUGCUCCUCCACUUCCAGUAACCCUGCUCCUCCAGCUUUAACUCCACCUCCACUAACCCUGCUCCUCCAGGUUUAACUCCACCUCCUCUAACCCUGCUCCUCCAGCUUUAACUCCACCUCCACUAACCCUGCUCCUCCAGCUUUAACUCCACCUCCACUAUCCCUGUUCCUCCAGCUUUAACUCCACCUCCUCUAACCCUGCUGCUCCAGCUUUAACUCCACCUCCACUAACCCUGCUCCUCCCUGACCAGCUUUAACUCCUGCUCCUCUCACAGAUCUCCUCCCCGCUGCUUCACCAGCCAGUAUUAACGAGCUGCAGCCUCUCUGUGUAAAGCUUUAUGAAGUUAGACUGAGGUGUUUAUUUUGUACAUGUUGUAUUUAUCUUAUUUAAGUAGACUGAUAAUCUGACGUUGGAUCUACUAACCUCUGAAUGUAGCCAAACACUGAUACUGUGACCCGGCAGCCAUGUGAUGUUUAUUAACAUUAUUAACUCUAUCUGUUGUUUUCAUACGUUUAUUACCUUUUAUUAGCUUUAUUAACACGUGUAAUCGGAUGAUUCCUCACGUGUCUGUUAUACUUGAAUAUGCUGCUACACUGUUUGAACUGUAGGACCCUCUUUCUCUGAAGACAUAUGUAUAUUAGAAGUUCACUGUAGUACAAUAGGUGGUGUUCACUGCAUGACACAGCAGUGAUGAUGAUGAUGCUGUUUCCUGGAUGUGCAGUGAACAUUAAACAGUCUGAGCCACC
Messenger RNA from Trematomus bernacchii (emerald rockcod), 1626 nucleotides. RefSeq lists its product as uncharacterized. The record is from RefSeq and is a predicted model, not a curated record. Gene Ontology annotation, biological process: ciliary neurotrophic factor-mediated signaling pathway; negative regulation of neuron apoptotic process. The coding region runs from base 139 to 744 and encodes 201 amino acids. Lineage: Eukaryota; Metazoa; Chordata; Actinopteri; Perciformes; Nototheniidae. Gene Ontology annotation, molecular function: ciliary neurotrophic factor receptor binding. The transcript has 3 exons.